Molecule: messenger RNA, 696 nt
Organism: Naegleria fowleri
Lineage: Eukaryota; Heterolobosea; Eutetramitea; Acrasida; Naegleriidae
Exons: 1
Coding region: 1-696 (231 amino acids)
Biological process (GO): double-strand break repair via homologous recombination; mitotic recombination; double-strand break repair via single-strand annealing
Cellular component (GO): nucleus
Source: RefSeq, a predicted model, not a curated record
AUGGAAAUUAAUAACGAUUAUAUAGAGGAAACAUCACAAGGCAAAUUCAACUGUGGAGUAUCGGCUAUCGUUAGAGUGAGUUUAAAGGAUGGAUCAUUUCAUGAAGAUAUCGGAUACGGAACAAGUGAUAAUCAAAAAGGUAAAGGAGCUGCCUAUGAGCAAGCAAAGAAAUCGGCAGUGAGUGAUGGUUUAAAAAGAGCUCUCAAAAACUUUGGUAAUGCAUUGGGAUUGACUAUUUACGAUCGUGAACAUAUCAAACAAAUUAGCAAGCCACAAAUGAAGAAGAAUCAACCAAACAACCAGCCAAAACCUGUGAAUCCUUAUUUUUCACAAAAUCCUUCUGGGUCACCUUCGCAAGCAAUGCCAUCUCCUUCCCUCACUCCUACACAGCAACAAUUGGAAUCGAUAUCUGCAUCAGUAGAGAUUAGUCAACCAUUGAUGAAUCAUCCAGUAAAGCAAGAGGAAGCCAAUCUUCAAUUGGAUGAUGACAUUGAUUUGGAUGGUUCAGUUAUGAAUUCCCACGAUGGAAGUGCAGCAACACCACCUGUAUUUCAAAGACCACCAACCCAGAUGACAUCGUCAACAACUCCAAGUGGAAAUACACCUCCAGUGUUUCAAAGACCAAAAAGACCAAAUGAAGUGGUUAGUUCGUCCCCUCCAAACUUUCAACCUGCUCAAAAGAAAACUAAGCCCUAA